AGUGGCACAACGUGAACUCCACAGCAUCUACCUCGCUCCAUCUAUUCUUGUUCUUUCGUAAACCUCUGUGCUUCCUUCAAGGGCGUUGCUUUCAACUUAGUGUUUCUUUUUUUUCUCCAGUCACUCAUUACGCAAAUACCGGGAAGCCAACGCCGCCCUGCUGAGAGGAGCAUGCAACUCUCUGCUGCUGUUGCUUUCAAUAUUAACCGAACAGUGUAAACAUAUAUAUACACAAACUACCGACACCGUUGGAGGAGUCACGUGUACGAUAACUCCAACAAGACAACGUCCUCUGCUUCCAUUCUUCAAUGUUGCUUUACGAAUUGCUGAACCCCCCUCUCCCCCCGCCUCCCCAUUCAUUCACCCCUCCUACCUAUUAAACCACUUUCAACGACUUUGCUGUUGCACCCCAAGUGUCUUCCAUUGCAUCUGAUAUAUAUAGUAAUCCAUAGUGCUUUUAAUUAUUCUUAUUUUCCGCCUCUGCUGCCGUGUGUUCCGUCCUCUACAAGCAAAAGCGCGCCGAGUAGAAAAGGAAAACAAAAAUAUAUAUACGCGUUUGGUGUCUUUCUCCUUCCCGCACGCGUACGCGUACACAGGUGUGGAGGUGACGCAGGGAGAGAGAUACAAAUCGACCUGUUAUUAUGGUACCGCAAGACGAGACGUGAAGAAGAGCCUACUGCCGUGCACGCGGAUGACGCGAGGAGAGACGAACAAGGCUGAUCGGGCGGCAAAUGAGCCGACGCAUGACCCCGCACUCGUCUUAGCAAGGAAGGCAGCGGACGAGAAUAACGGUAGCGAAAAGGAUGACUCUCUUCCUUCCUCCACCAGCCUCGACAGCGAGAAGGAUGCCGCCCAGCGAGUGUCCGUUCUGGAGAUCUUUCAUUUUGCCGAUCGCAAGGACCUGCUCCUGAUGGCAGUCGGCCUCGUCGCCGCGAUGGUCGCUGGCGGCGGCAUGCCGGCCUUCUCCUUCGCCUUGGGCCGUCUGGUAAACGACCUGCUCUCCACCAGUCCGGAGACGUCCGCCGCGCAGUCCGCGUUGAUUAUGGUGUAUAUCGGCAUCGCUGUUUCCAUCGCCUGCAUGGUGCACGUCGCGUGCUGGUGCGUCGCGGCGGUGCGGCAGGUGUCCCGCAUCCGCGCCAGCUACUUCUCGGCGGUGCUGCGGCAGGACAUGGGCUGGCACGACGCCCACAAGCCCGGCGAGCUGACGGCCCGCAUGACGGGCGACACCCGCAUCGUGCAGAACGGCAUCAACGACCGCUUCUCCCAAGGAGCUCUGAACCUCUUCAGCGGUGUCUUCGGUUUCGCCUUUGGCUUUGUGUUUUGCUGGGAGGUGACGCUUGUGAUGCUGGGGAUGAUGCCCUUCGUGGCGCUCGCUGGGGCGCUGCUGGGCAACGUCUUGGCGAAGGCGUCGUCGGAGUCCCGCAAGCAGUUCGCCACCGCCGGCUCCAUCGCGACGGAGGUGAUCGAGAACGUGCGCACUGUUCAGCUCUUCGGGCAAGAGGAGCACGAGGUAGAGCGCUUCCGCGCCGCCGUCCGUCUGUCCGAGAAGCCCGGCAUGAAGCGCGAGUUUGUGAACUCACUCUCGGUGGGCACGACGAUGGGCCUCGUUAUCCUCACCUACAUGGUGGUCUUCUUCUUCUCCCAGUACAUCAUCAUCUGGGGCCGCUCCACCAUCGGCGACAUCGUGGCCACCUUCCUGUCCGUCCUCUUCGGCAGCAUCGGCAUUGGGUUCUUCUUUCCCAGUCUCACGGCCUUCGCGGAGGCGCGUGCCGCCGCCCACGUCCUCUUCACCACCAUCGCCCGUGUCCCUGCUAUCGACAUCGACGCUGGCGGUCUGCCGGUGACCGCCUUUGUAUCAGACCUUCGAUUCGAGCAUGUGCGCUUCUCCUACCCCACCCGGCCCGACCAGGUCCUCUUCACCGACCUCAACCUCACCAUUCGCCGCGGCCAGAAGGUGGCCUUCUCCGGCGCGUCCGGCUGCGGCAAGUCCUCCAUCAUCGGUUUGAUUCAACGCUUUUACGACCCCGCGGCCGGCGCGGUCUUAGUGGAUGAGGUAGACAUGCGGGAGCUCGACCUCUUCCAGUGGCGCGAUCAGAUCGGGAUUGUCUCGCAGGAGCCGAACCUGUUUGCGGGCACGAUGGCGGAGAACGUGCGCGUCGGCAAGCCCGGCGCCACCUUCGCCGAGGUGGUUGCCGCGUGCAAGCAGGCGAACAUCCACGACACGAUCAUGGCGCUCCCAGAUCAGUACGACACCUCCGUUGGUGCGGUCGGGUCGCAGCUGUCUGGUGGGCAGAAGCAGCGCAUUGCGAUUGCGCGUGCACUCAUCAAGCGACCGGCGGUGCUGCUAUUGGAUGAGGCGACAAGCGCGCUCGACCGCAAGUCCGAGGUAGAGGUGCAGGCGGCACUGAACCAACUCAUGCAGGAGAGCAAUAUGACCAUCGUCGUCAUUGCGCAUCGCCUCGCCACGAUCCGCAACGUAGAUUGCAUCUACUACGUGUCCUACGACGGCGUGCACGGCAGCUGCAUCACGGAGCAGGGCACCUACGACGCGCUGAUGCAGCACAACGGAAUGUUCGCUGCGAUGGCCAAAUCGCAAGGCGGUGUCCACGAGGCGGCGGGAGAAGGGAAAGGCACGGCUUCAGAGGUGAAGAACGGCCAAGGGGGCACGACAGCCACGCCUACGUCAUCAAAUGCAGCAGCAACAGCGGCAGAAAGAAGCGAGGAGCGCGGUGAAGACCGGUUGAACCAGUUCCUGGAUGCGGAGCAGUUGGCAAAGCUGGAGGCAGAAGUCCCGCGGACGGAGCGGCAGAAGGUACCAAUUGAGCAGCUGGCAGACUGGGAGGUGUCCCGCACGGACGUCGCGCCGUGGCGGCUGCUGAAGAUGAACCGCGGUCACAUCUGGGCGCUCCUCCUCGGUCUCCUCGGCUCGCUCAUCGCCGGUGCUGUGGCGCCCAUCAACACAAUCCUCCUCGGAAAGCUGAUGUACGCCGUGGCGACCUACCAAAUCACACGCGACCAAGACGCGCUGCAUCAUGAAAUGAACGUGCACGCACCGCUGUUCGCCGUCGUCGCGUUCGGUGCGUUUGGUGGCUGGCUCCUCCAGUUCUUCUACGGCUACGCCGGGGAACUGCUCACCACGAAGCUGCGCACACUGCUGUUUCAGCGCAUCCUCCGGCAGGACAUGUCCUUCUUCGACACCCCCGGGCGCGACGCCGGCACCUUAUCCGGUAUGCUCUCCGGCGACUGCGAGGCCAUACAUCAGCUCUGCGGACCUGCCAUCGGCAUCCGCAUCCAAACCGCCUGCACCGUGUGCGUCGGCGUUAUUAUCGGUCUCUGCUACCAGUGGAAGCUAGCGCUGAUCGCGACGGCCUGCCUGCCGCUUGUCAUCAUCGCCUCCCUCAUGGAGCAGAUGAUGAUGAUCGGCGCGAAUCAGCAGAAGGAGGGCGACAGCGAUGACACCGUCGUGACGGAGGCGUUGUCGAACGUGCGCACCGUCACCUCCUUCAACCUGCGACGCGACCGCACGGCCGCCUUCAAGCGCCUGCUAAAGCAAGAGCAGCCCCGCACGGUGCGGCGCAACAUCAUCGUCGGUGUCAUCUACGGUGCCUCCCAGUUCGUCUACUACGGCUCCUUCGCCCUCUGCUACUGGUACGGCGGCAAGCUGAUCAUGAAAGGGGAGGCGAACUUCGAGAAGGUGAACGUGGCCUCGCUGUCGGUGUUGAUGGGGGCGAUAUCGGCAGGCGAGGCCGGUGGCUUUGCGGCGAAGAUGGGUGACGCACGCAAGGCAUCGCGGCGCGUCUUCAGCGUCAUGGACCGCGUCCCGGACGUCGACAUCGAGGACCCGGCCCGGGACGCCGUCGUGGACCUCACCAUGACGGCGCAGGAAGGCGUCACUGGGUGCGACAUCACGCUGCGUCACAUGAAGUUCGUCUACCCCGCUCGUCCGAACCAGGUGGUGUUGAACUCCGUCGACCUGGACAUCUACGCCGGCUCGAGCAACGGCUUGAUGGGGGAGACCGGGUGUGGGAAGUCGACCAUCAUCCAGCUCCUCGCCUGCUUCUACGCCCCACGCUGCGGACAGCUCCUUAUAAAUCACCGCUUCUCCAUCGAUCAGCUCAGUCUCUGCGCGUGGCGGCGCAACCUGAGCAUCGUCCUGCAGGAACCAGACCUGUUCAGCGGCACGGUGCGGGAGAACAUCGUGUAUGCGGUGCUCAAUAGCGAGGCGGCGGCGGCGACGGAGGAGGAGGUGGUGCAGGCCGCGAAAUGGGCGUGCAUCCACGACGACAUCCUCGCGAUGCCGGAGGGCUACAACACGCAGGUGGGGUACAAGGGCCGUGCGCUGUCGGGGGGGCAGAAGCAGCGCGUCGCAAUUGCGCGCGGACUGCUGCGUCGCACGACGCAGGUGCUGCUGCUGGAUGAGGCGACGAGCGCGCUGGACAACACGACGGAGGCGAAGGUGCAGGACGGUAUUGCGGCGUACAUCGAGGCUCGUCGGCGCGGCGGGAACGCGGUGACGGUGAUCAGCGUUGCCCACCGUCUCACCACCAUCCGCAACUGCGAUCAGAUCAUCGUACUGGAUGGCGGCUGCAUCCUGGAGCGGGGCACCCACGACGAACUGAUGGCGCUGAAUGGGGAGUACAAGGCGCGGUGGGAUCUCUACACCGCAGGGGUGGCGGUGCAAUAG
This is a messenger RNA of Leptomonas pyrrhocoris, 4684 nucleotides long. RefSeq names its product p-glycoprotein (MDR1). The record is from RefSeq and is a predicted model, not a curated record. Gene Ontology annotation, biological process: transmembrane transport. Bases 692 to 4684 code for a protein of 1330 amino acids. Gene Ontology annotation, cellular component: membrane. The transcript has a single exon. NCBI's taxonomy places the organism in Eukaryota, Euglenozoa, Kinetoplastea, Trypanosomatida, Trypanosomatidae. Gene Ontology annotation, molecular function: ABC-type transporter activity; ATP hydrolysis activity; ATP binding.